This is a messenger RNA of Aricia agestis (brown argus), 3822 nucleotides long. It is a transcript of the gene Ge-1, whose product is annotated as enhancer of mRNA-decapping protein 4-like. The coding region runs from base 138 to 3434 and encodes 1098 amino acids. The record is from RefSeq and is a predicted model, not a curated record. Gene Ontology annotation, biological process: deadenylation-independent decapping of nuclear-transcribed mRNA. Gene Ontology annotation, molecular function: protein binding. Gene Ontology annotation, cellular component: P-body. Lineage: Eukaryota; Metazoa; Arthropoda; Insecta; Lepidoptera; Lycaenidae. The transcript has 22 exons.
UUUUGGUUUUGAAGUUUUGGAUUUUGUAAAAAUCUGAAAAUUUUUGAUCAGAACUCUUGCUAUUGAGUUAUUGUUUCAAUUUCAACUAAGCCAGUGACUCCUAUGCCUAUUCGUAAAGGAUAAAAAGAUCCCACAAUAUGCAGCCUACUAGAAAAAUAACAAAUACCACUCAAACAAUAUCUUUCUCGGAAGGAGAUGGAGUGACAAGUUCCGAGGUUUAUGCCACAGAUGUGGUGGUCACCACAAAUGCUGGUAACCACAACCAUGGAAGCUCCAAGUUUAAGCUGAAAAGCCUGGUAGACUACAACUGGGAGCCAAAAUUCUACCCUGGACAACUCUUGGCUGUGCACCUGAGUGGAAAAUACUUAGCUUACUGUAUUAAAGCACCUAACGCCAACAACCCAGGCACCUGGAAUGGGAUGGUGCGGGUGGUGUACCAUGCCGAGUCUGGAACUGAUCAUCGCACCCUCAUCAAAGGAAUGAAGGGAGAGAUUCAAGAUUUGGACUUUGCCCACAUCCACAACCAAGUGGUGCUGGCGUGUAUUGACGAGUUUGGAAACUUUUAUGUUUAUGAGAUUGAAGCAAGUGAUACAGGAUUAAGGAGUGUGUGCGUGGCGGAGGUGCGCGAGGACACGGGCGCGGGGAGUGCGGGGGGCGCGGCGCACCGCGUCGUGUGGUGCCCCUACAUCCCCGACGACGAAGACGACGAUGAUGACGUCGCCAGGCUGCUGCUAACUACGCACGCUAAUAUCGCGCGCAUGUGGAACGUGCGGGCGGUGAGCGCGGCGAGCGCGGGCGCGGGGUGGAGCGGGGCGAGCGCGCUGCUGGCGGCGGGGGCGGGGCGCGCGGCGGGCGCGCACGCCGAGCCGCUCACCGCCGCCGCCUUCUCGCCCGACGGCACCGCGCUCGCUACCGCCGCCAUGGACGGCUACGUUAUGUUCGCCCAGGUGUACAUGAACAACGAGAACAGCCCGCGCUGCCUGCACAAGUGGCAGCCGCACGACGGCAAGCCUCUCAGCUGCCUCUUCUUCCUCGACAACCACAAGAGCUACAACCCCGACGAGCAAUUCUGGAAGUUCGCCGUGACGGGCGCGGACAACAACACCUCCAUAAAGAUCUGGACGUGCAAGUCAUGGGAGUGUCUCCAGACCAUUACCUUCCAGCCGACCAUCAACACCAGCGGCAUGAAGGCCAUGCUAGACUCCAGCGCCAGCUACCUGCUGCUGUCGGACUUCGACAACCGCAGCCUCUACGUCCUCAACAUGAUCCGAGACAGCGAGGAUACUGAGGCGUACUGCAAGAGUAUAUCCGAAUUCCUGUUGCCAUAUCCCGUGCUCAGUUUCUGCAUUGUUGAUGCUGAGGAGCAGCAGGCGAAGUCUGAGUCCCGGUGCGACGAGCCCUUCCACCGCAACGGCAACGGCGACGACUCCACGCACUCGCCCGACGACUUCGACCUGCAUAACAAUGGUAGCGACGGUGGGUCGCCGCAGCUGGCGCGGCUGGUGCGCGUGCGGCUGUACAUCGUGCAGCCGAAGGGCCUGCAGGAGGGCACGCUGCUGUACGCGCCGCCCGCGCCCCUCACACACAUCCCUGAUCUAGAGUCGCUGACGUUGGAGGAGGGCGGGGAGGAGGCGGCGGAGACGAGCGCCGUGCCGUCCAGCAUCCUGCAGCAGCAGACGCAGCAGCUCAAGAACCUGCUCAUGCGCUCGCAGACGCAGCCCGGCAGCCUUAUGGUGCAGCGGCCCGAGUCUCCCGCCAUGCCCUCGCUCAACCUCAUGACUCCGGAUGCGUUCAGCUCGCCCAGCAAGCGCGAUGACGACGAUCCGCCGCUGUCGGCGACGCCGGAGAUAGCGGCCAAGGCGCGCCUGCCCGUCGUGCCCCCGGUUGUAGAAGAGAUCCCGUCCAUCGCUGACAGCAAGCAGGUGUCGGGCGGGUCCAGCCCCAGCCUCGAGGUGCAGCAGAUCAUGGGGCACAGCGACGAAACAUUCUUCGCUGAGAUGGAGGACACGACCCCGACCGUGGCUGCGGCAACUGUGACCGAUGGAGGCAGCUCGGGGGCGGAGCCUCUGUACCCGCCCCCGGCCUUUGCCCCUCCAGAACCCUCGGCGCCCGCGCUGCCCCACCCUGGAAACGACACAUCGUGGCCGAAAAUAUCCCUGGCGCACAUAACAGAGGCGAAUCAACGCAAAGCGUCGAGCGACAAGUCGAGCAACCAGAGCGUAAACACGUCGCUCAACUCGUCGCUGCCGGCGCCCCUGACGCCUCUGGCGGCGCCCUACGCCGCACCCCUGCCGCCCUCCGCCCCCGCGGCCCCGCCCGCCGCCGUGCCCGAGCGUCUGCCCGCCGACUACCUGUCCAAAGCUAGGCUCGACGCUCUUGAACAGAAGUUGGACAGUUUAAUGGGUAAGUUAGAGCGCGUGACGCGUCUGGGCGAGGCGGCGGCGCGGGCUGCGGGGGGCGGCGCGGCGCGGGCGCUCGAGCCGCUGGCGGCGGCGUUGCAGCACGAGCUCGCCGCCAAGCUGUCCGCCACAGACGACCUGCUGCGGGCCAACAUCGACAAGCUCGCCGGCAGCAAGACAAUAAUGGAGAAGCUGAGCAGUUCCAUCGCGGCGUCGCUGGCGGACAUGGUGCGCGCGGCCCUGCGCGACGCGCUGUUCGAGAGCGCCGUGCCCGUCAUGGAGAAGGCGCACGCGCAGAUCUUCAAGCAGAUCAACCAGGCCUUCCAGAACGGCACUAAGGAGUACUGCGCUCACACGGAGACAGCGGCUCGCGCGGCGGCGGAGCGCGGUGCGGCCGCUGCGACGGCGGCGCUGCGGGCGGCGCUGGACGCACACGCAGAGGCGCUCGCCGCCGCCACGCGCUCGCCGCUCACGCCGCAGGCCUUCGCCAAGCAGCUGCAGGAGGUCGCACACGCAGUUCUGGAGAAAGAGAUGACUUGGUGGCGCGAGCAGGCGCGCGCGGUACAGAUGUCUCGCACGCACUCGCCCGCCACACCCGCCUCUACGCCUGCGAUGGACCGACAGAUGCAAGCGAACCAGAUCCUGGCGAUGAUAAACCGUGGCGAGGUAAACGCGGCGUUCCAAACGGCGCUGUCGGCGGCGGACCUCGCGCUGGUGGUGGCGGCGUGCCGGGGGGCGGAACCCGCGCGCGUUUUCGGCCCGCCCUGCCGCCUCCGCCAGCCCGUGCUGCUGUCGCUGGUCCAGCAGCUCGCUGCAGACAUGGCGCACGACACCGCGCUUAAACAUAGAUACCUAGAAGAAGCCAUCAUGAACUUGGACACGAGCAACCAGGUGACCCGCGAGCACCUGCCGGUGGUGAUCCGCGAGCUGCAGAAGCAGAUCGUGGCCUUCCUCAACGCCAACCCGGGCUGCGCGCUCGGCAAGCAAUUCAAGAUGCUGCUGAUGGCCACCGAGUCGCUGGUCAAGUCGGUCUGACCGCGCGCGUGCUGCCACUGCCACUGCGACUACCGGACUGCGCACUGACGCGGUGCCCCCGUGUGCUCGCACUGACGUAAUACACGCGGUCAGAGACUGUCGUGACACGCCCCACUCCCCACUCCCACUAAGUGACAACGGAUUAUUCGGAGCUAUGUUCAAACUAUUAGUGACUCCACUCUCACUAAGCGACACUAGUGUUAAGUAAAAGGCUGUGAUUACUGUAUAACUGACUUGUAAACGAGAUCGUAACGAUGCUUCCUGAGUUAAGGUAACUGUAAGAUUCAUAGUGUAAGAUCGAGUGACAUAUAAGUUGGUUACGAUAUUUUGCUUGUGAGAUAAUUCUCAAUUCUUGAGAAAAAAAAAACACUUUAAACCAGGGGUUCCC